AGUUCAAUCUGGCGUCUAUAAAAACCACUUCCGCUCAUCUUCCGUCUAAGAAACCUUUCCAAGGCUUCAUGGCGUGACGCCGCGACAUAUAAGAAGGUCAUAAACAGGAUCUCAAGAUGAACUACGUACCGGGGACGGCCAGUCUCAUCGACGAGAUCGACAAAAAACAUCUGGUUCUCCUCCGAGAUGGCAGAACACUAAUUGGGUACCUCAGAAGCAUUGACCAGUUCGCCAAUUUAGUUUUCCAUCAGACUGUUGAGCGCAUCCACGUGGGCAAGAAAUUUGGUGACAUUCCCAGAGGAAUCUUCAUUGUGCGCGGAGAAAAUGUGGUGCUGCUUGGCGAAAUAGAUGUGGAUAAACCGUGCGAUACGGUCCUGCAGCAGGUCUCCAUCGAGGAGAUUCUGGAGGAGCAGCGUUUGAAGCAGCAAGUUAAGCAGGAGACUGAGAAAGUCAAGAUGCAGGUCCUGAAAGACCGAGGCCUCUCCAUCCCCAAAACUGAUAACUUGGAUGAAUAUUAACACGGCGUACAGCCCAUGAGCCGCUUCAGUUUGUAUCAGACUGGUAUCUUAGUUGAAUUUGAAAGCAUGAUUUUAUGAGCACAAGGCAACAUUAUACUUUGCCUCUUUACUGUAGCGUACUGUGUAAAUUUAAUUUGAAUCAGCGUCUCGGUUUUUCAGGUCCGCUGUGACAAAACCUUUACGGAUCACUAUGAUGGCAAUUACUUUACAGCAGCACUUUGUGUUACUCAAGUGUUUGGAGAAAUAAGGGCCUGCUAGUGACACAAAAGUAAUGGCUAUGCUCCAUGAAGAUCUUUUUUUUUUUUUUUUUUUUUUUUUUUUUUUUUUUUUUUUUUUUUUUUUUUUUUUUUUUUUUUUUUUUUUUUUUUUUAAA
Molecule: messenger RNA, 891 nt
Organism: Phyllopteryx taeniolatus (common seadragon)
Lineage: Eukaryota; Metazoa; Chordata; Actinopteri; Syngnathiformes; Syngnathidae
Gene: lsm1
Product: LSM1, U6 small nuclear RNA associated
Exons: 4
Coding region: 117-518 (133 amino acids)
Biological process (GO): deadenylation-dependent decapping of nuclear-transcribed mRNA
Cellular component (GO): Lsm1-7-Pat1 complex; P-body
Molecular function (GO): RNA cap binding
Source: RefSeq, a predicted model, not a curated record